This is a messenger RNA of Betta splendens (Siamese fighting fish), 1363 nucleotides long. It is a transcript of the gene echdc1, whose product is annotated as enoyl CoA hydratase domain containing 1. The transcript is spliced from 7 exons. Gene Ontology annotation, biological process: fatty acid beta-oxidation. The record is from RefSeq and is a predicted model, not a curated record. The coding region runs from base 247 to 1182 and encodes 311 amino acids. Gene Ontology annotation, cellular component: cytosol. NCBI's taxonomy places the organism in Eukaryota, Metazoa, Chordata, Actinopteri, Anabantiformes, Osphronemidae. Gene Ontology annotation, molecular function: enoyl-CoA hydratase activity.
UCACUGAUCGGUAUAUUUGCGUCUCCUUGUGUUAUAUAUAAGUGAAAAUUAGCGAUAUAAAAACCUUUGACAUGAAAUUCCCAAAUAUAAGCAUAAAGACCAAAUUGUAUAAAAAACAACGUAUCAAAUCCGCCGAGCCCAGUUUGCGGAUCAAUACACAAGCAGUGCUUUCAACGGGGCUUGUGAUUUCCUAAAUGGAUCUCACUAACACAUUCAGAUUAGUGGAUCCUUUGUAAACACAGCAGGAUGGUUCUCCAUGCACUUAAGCAACAGCUUCUAAAAAGCAGCUGUGCCUUUGGAAGCUGGGCCAGACUGAUGCAGACACAGAGCAGUGGCUGUGUUUACUCCAGCACCCAUGACUUCAACCCAAAGGAGGUCAGAGAGAAACUGCAGGCCUUUCCUGGAGGCUCCAUUGAUCUGCUCAAACAGGACUGUGGCAUUGCUAUACUCACCAUCAACAAUCCCUCCCGCAUGAAUGCCUUCUCUGGCAGCAUGAUGGUGCAGCUGGAGGAAAAGGUGAGCCUGUUGGAGAACUGGUCAGAUGGCAAAGGGCUCAUUGUUCAUGGCGCCGAGGGAACAUUCUGCUCUGGGUCAGACCUAAACGCUGUGAGAGCAAUAUCCAAUCCACAGGAUGGGAUGAAAAUGUGUAUGUUCAUGCAGAACACUCUUACAAGACUCCUCAGGCUGCCUCUGAUUUCUGUUGCUCUGGUGGAAGGGAAGGCACUGGGAGGAGGCGCUGAACUCACCACUGCCUGUGAUUUCAGAAUAAUGGCAUCUGAUGGUGUGAUCCAGUUUGUCCAUAGACAUAUGGGCCUGGUCCCGGGCUGGGGCGGAGCUGCGCGACUUGUCCGGAUAGUUGGAAGCCAGAACGCACUGAAGCUGCUUGGUGGUGCCGUAAAAGUGGACCUUGAAUUUGGCCUGCAGAUUGGUUUGGUAGAUGGAGCCCUGGAGGCCCCCCAGGCACAGGACAGUGCAGACACUCUCUUAGAGCAGGCUGAAUGCUGGCUGAGUCGCUACACUAAAGGACCUACGCCUGUGAUCCAGGCUGUAAAGAGGGUGGUGCUCUCAGGGAGAGAGCUCCCUCUGUCUGACGCUCUGAGGACUGAGAAGGAUGUAUUUGGGACGCUGUGGGGUGGUCCGGCUAAUCUGCAGGCCCUGGCCAGCAAGUCCAAACACAAUUGACACAGUUAAAGUGUCUCUGUAUGCAUCCUAUCGUUUCAGCAGAUCAUUGCAUAUCUAGUCAGGAAUGUUGUGCAUAAACUGCUACAGUAUUUCUGGGGAGACCUUGUCUCUUAAGAUAAGAUGAAUGUUGUCUCAGUAUUGUUAGUUGUCACAUAUUAAAAACACUUUGAUAUUUUGUUAA